AAGAACAGUCGCUCAGACGACUGAAAUAAACACUAUGGGCUAUGGGGCUGCAGGCUUUCAUAUCUAUGUGAACCUGGGCUACCUUGCCGACUGGUUUAACACUAGUGAACUAGACUGUGUGAGUCUUUAAACUAUAUCUCCUUCGUUAUUUGAUAGUCAGGAGAAUUCUACCAGUCCUGUGAUGUGCUUUCACUGUGAACAUGACAAAUUCCUAAGAAAACAAAGAAUAAGUGAUCUGGACGAAAAACUGAAGCUCAAUAUUGCUGGGGUUCAAAGACAGUACGAGGAGCUAAGUGAGGAACAACUGAAUGAAGAUCAAAGGGAUGAACAACUGUUCAAGGAACAAAAGAAGAGGCUGGAACAGUUUACCCCAUGCUUCCAGUGUUGUGAAGCAGAGCAGGAAGGGAGAAAUGUGACGGACUGUCAGAUCUGCAGAUUUAUGCAACACAAGCCUGAACAAACGUCAUACUGUGACGUUUGCCCCGGCUUAAAGGAGAUGGUUGAUAAUGGAGAGUCAACUAUUGAAGAUUUAAAGAAGGCCUGUGCUGAAUUGAGAGAAAAAGCGGAGCAGAGUGAGAAAAAACUGGCAGACUUCAAGGAGAGGAUGUCGAUUGAGGCUUCUGCUGAAAUAGGAUUCAACAGCAAAAUAUUUGAAGACAUAAACAACCCCUGCAGAGAAUCUGAGCUGAGGAAGAGUUAUGAGUUGCUGCGCGUCAAGGAGUGGCCCAAGUGCCUGAUGAGUAUUAAAGACCGCAUUAAAAAGGGAAAAGUAGAGGAUGAAAAGACGGAGAAGGAAACCAUUAAAAGAAUGAUGAAGAAUGUAUUCGACAAGGCUUUGACUGACAUGAAGAAGAAGAGAGAGUCACUACAGGCAGUGUUCGGAAUAACUGAUGGAGCAAAAUCCUUCAACAGAAAGCAGCAGCACUGCAUGGAUAUGGCUCUUCAGAACCUGCAGGCCAUGAUACUGUACGGAGAGUUCACAUAUUACCAGGAUAUAAACGCGGAGCUUGGACUCUGUAAUCCAGACCACCUGUGUGAGUUUGCUGACCUGUGCUACAAACAGGCCUGCCUGAUGGCGUUACAUAACCCACCGAUGACUCUCGACUGGGAGAAUAAAGAGAGACACGGCCACUUCCCACUGAUAAAAACAGGAUAAGGUUGUGAUGGUGAAUCCUCUUCAUCAGCGCUGCAUCAGCAUGUGGGUCAUGAGUGCUGAAACCGCUGGAUGGAGGAAUCAGAACAUCACUGUACUGUAGUGUCUGCAGGGCAGGCGGAGUUUAGAUCAGGAGAAGGGGAAAUAUUAAAAGCAUCUGGUGUUGUGUGGGUCAAGGGAUAUCCUCAAUAGCAUGUGUUUUAUUCUGCUGAUAUUAGAAUAAAGGUGUUAUUAGUGUAACGUUAAUAUUUCAUUCAUUAAAUCUUUAAUAUUUCCCUGCCGGAGCAUUUUUAUGAUUUUCACCUAAAUUUUUUCAUGGCUCAGAAUAUUUCAUGCCAUCAUUAUACAAGCAUUUUACAAAUAAAUAAAGAAAAGAGCCUCUGCUUUAAGGACAAAAGUCUUCUUGUGUGUAUAUAUAUCAUCAAUGGCAGGCCAAUAGUUAAUGUGAGGGGGAAUAAUUAAACUAAACUCACUGCUGAUAAUGGGAAUGGAUGAUGCUCAUGUUAAUUCAGGAAAUGGUUGUUGUUGUCAUACGGUCAUUUAUUCCAGUGUUUGUGCUGCUCUUCUUCUUGGUCCCUGCUCUUCAUACGGUGCUUAUGGUUUAUCUAAAUGUAAUAUGACAGAACUGGUAAUCUUGUGUGUAUUUUAGAUCCUCAUUCACUUCUGAUGGAUAUGUGCUCUGUAAAUAACGCAGAGUUCCACACAAUUCCCUCAUGUUGUCGAAACACCAAUCACUUAAGUUCAUAAAACAUAAAACAGUUAAGUUAUCCCCAAAAAACCCAGGCAUGGUGUUGAAUGUGCGACAGUGUGAAUGAGCAGCAGAGAUAGUGCUUUGUGAUGGUUGCUCAUUCCCAACUGCUGCGAAGGGUAUUGUGUGGAAGGGUUGUUUUAGCCUAAUCGA
Messenger RNA from Danio rerio (zebrafish), 2054 nucleotides. The record is from RefSeq and is a predicted model, not a curated record. Lineage: Eukaryota; Metazoa; Chordata; Actinopteri; Cypriniformes; Danionidae.